Lepidothrix coronata (blue-crowned manakin) is the source of this 2891-nucleotide messenger RNA. It is a transcript of the gene EXTL1, whose product is annotated as exostosin like glycosyltransferase 1. The record is from RefSeq and is a predicted model, not a curated record. Gene Ontology annotation, molecular function: glycosyltransferase activity. NCBI's taxonomy places the organism in Eukaryota, Metazoa, Chordata, Aves, Passeriformes, Pipridae. Gene Ontology annotation, cellular component: membrane.
UUGAAGCUGAGCCAAGCGAUGGAAAUGUCAUUGUCGCGGCACCGGAGCCCGGAGAAGUGAGCGGCCGGGACACCUCUGCUCCGCGGCUGGAGAGCCGGACGGUCCCGAAAAACCAGCACAGCCCUGGGCAGAGGGGGCAGCAAGUGGGGUUUGUCACAGACUGCAAGGGCACAGGACAACACCUGGGGGCCGGGAGCUGUCCCACCACCCACCUGGGGUUUGGGACAUCGGCCUUUCCGCCGGACUCUGGCACCCGUCUGAGCCCGAUGAGGAGCCGGGGCUGUGCGUGAACCUAUGCAGACCAGGAAGAAAUACAUUUUCCUGACUUUCCUUGCCUCUUGGCUCCUGCUUUUCUUCUUUGGAGGAGACCAGCUGCGCCGUCUCUCUUUCUUUUCUGGGAGGAAAGCCGAAGCCCGGAGGAACUGGCCCCGCUGGACAGAUCGGUCCCUCCUCAAAAACUUUGUGGACCCCGAGGAGCUCCAGAGGGAUGGGGACCCCUCCCUGCUGUCCCCCCGGGAGCGGCGGGCGGCAUGGCUGAGCGUCUACAAGAGCAGCAGAUGCCGGAUGGAAACCUGCUUCGACUUCUCCAGGUGCGAGAGGAACGGCUUCAAGGUGUUCACCUACCCCCAGGAGAGGGACCAGCCCACCUCGGAGAGCUACGGCAAAAUCCUCUCCUCCAUCCAGCGCUCCCGCUACUACACCCCAAAGCCCGAGGAAGCCUGCCUCUUCAUCCUCAGCAUCGACACGCUGGACCGCGACCACCUCUCGGCUCAGUACGUCCGUGAUGUCGAUGAGAAAAUCCGCGGCUUCCCGCUCUGGAAUGGCGGCCGGAACCACCUCAUCUUCAACCUCUACUCGGGCACCUGGCCCAACUACACCGGGGACCUGGGCUUCGACAUCGGCCAGGCCAUCCUGGCCAAGGCCAGCUUUGACACCGAGAGCUUCCGGCCCGGCUUUGACGUCUCCAUCCCUCUCUUCUCCAAGGACCACCCGCAGCGCGGCGGGGAGAGGGGGUGGUUGUAUCAGGACUCGGUGCCCCCGAAAAAGAAGUACUUGUUGGUGUUCAAGGGGAAGCGGUACCUGACCGGCAUCGGCUCCGGCACCCGGAACGCGCUGCACCACAUCCACAACGGGAAGGACAUCAUCUCCCUCACCACCUGCAAGCACGGCAAGGACUGGGAGAAGCACAAGGACACGCGCUGCGACAAGGAUAACGUCGACUACGAAAAGUUCGACUACCAGGAGCUGCUGCACAACUCCACCUUCUGCAUCGUGCCCCGGGGCAGGCGCUUGGGCUCCUUCCGCUUCCUGGAGGCUCUGCAGGCCGCCUGCAUCCCUGUGCUGCUGAGUGACGGCUGGGAGCUGCCCUUCGCCGAGGCCAUCGACUGGGGCAAAGCUGCUGUCGUGGGCAGUGAGAGGCUCCUGCUGCAGAUCCCUUCUGCCGUCCGCUGCAUCCACCCAGAGCGCGUGCUGGCUUUCCAGCAGCAGACCCAGUUCCUGUGGGAUGCAUACUUCUCCUCUGUGGACAAGAUCGUGCACACCACGCUGGAGAUCAUCAAGGACCGUCUGUCUCCGCACCGUUCCCGCUCCCGCUUCCUCUGGAACACGCUGCCCGGGGGGCUCCUGGUCCUGCCCGACUUCUCCACCCACGCCGGGGAUUUUCCCUUCUACUACCUGCAGCAUGGCUCCAGCCCCUCCGAGAAGUUUACAGCCUUCAUCCGGGUGGUCUCACAAGCGGGUUCCCUCUCCCAGCCCAUCCUCAGGCUCAUCCAAGCCGUCUCUGGAUCCCAAUACUGUGCCCAGAUCCUGGUGCUGUGGAGCUGCGAGAAGCCACCACCACCGAGCGGGAAAUGGCCCCAGACCACCGUGCCUCUGACCAUCAUCCAGGGCAGGAGGAAGCCCAGCGACCGCUUCUUCCCCUACACGGCCAUCCAGACGGACGCAGUGCUGAGCCUGGAUGAGCACACCAGCCUCUCAACCAGCGAGGUGGACUUUGCCUUCGCGGUGUGGCGCAGCUUCCCCGAGCGCAUCGUGGGCUUCCCCGCCCUGAGCCACUUCUGGGACCCCGAGCAGGGGCGCUGGGGCUACACCUCCAAAUGGACCAACGAGCUCUCCAUCGUCCUCACCGCCGCCGCCUUCUACCACAGGUACUACCACAGCCUCUUCACCGAGUACCUGCCGGCGGGGCUGCGGGAGCUGGUGGACGGCCUGGCCGCCUGCGAGGACAUCCUGAUGAACGUCCUGGUGGCCGCCGUCACCAAGCUGCCCCCCGUCAAGGUCGCCCAGAGGAAGCAGCACAAGGACACGGUGCCCCAGCAGGUAGGGUGCAUGGGCGGGGGUGUGGGGACCCCCCCGAGCGGGGAGUGCAGCCCCUCACCCCCGCGCUGUCCUGCUGCCAAGGUGAAGGGCACGGUGGGGGCGGUUGGCAGCCGGCGUUUCUCCCAGCGGCAGGACUGCCUCAACCAGCUGGUGGACUGGUUUGGCUACAUGCCCCUGGUGUCCUCCCAGCUGCGCCUCGACCCCGUCCUCUUCAAGGACCAGGUCUCCGUCCUGCGCAAGAAAUACCCACGCUUGGAGAAACCCUGAGGGCUGCCAGGCUGCCCUGGGUGCCCUGCUCCCGGUGCACGGAGCCCUCUGGGAGCAGGUGGUUGCUGCUGCUAACGGGGUUUUACUCGUUAUUGGGUUUUACCAGUGCAAUAAAGGAGGGUGGAGAGGCAGAGUCUGUGGCUGUAGAAUGUGGGGAGCACUGGGAGCACUGGGAGUGCUGGUGUUUGAGUGCACCAUUGCUUAUGCAUUUGGCACCUUGGGAAUAACCCGGGCAGCUCCUGGCUGCACAUACAGCUCCCCCAGCCCCGCGGGGAGGGCGAGUCCUUCACCUUCCUGAGGGCAAA